ACUUCGGCUUCCUCCUCCCACACGAUCGAUGUCUCAUAAACCUAGCCGUCACCACGUAAUUCUCCCCGCCUCCACUACGCCCAUACGUUCCACGCCGAGCUCUCUGAUCCUCUCCGUACUCCGGCAGCCCGUCGACGGCCCCAAUGGCGAGCCACCGCAACUCCCGCCUGAACGCAACCGAUGUCAUCGGGGAGUGCAUCGAUAAGCUCCACGAGAGGCGCCGCGCGGUGCGGGAGCAGGGCAUGGAUUCCCUCGUCGCCGCGCUCGAGGGCUUCGUCCCCGCCGACGACAUCGACCACCGCUACUUCACCGUCUUCGACCGCUGCUGCGCGUCCCUCCGCAAGGGCGGCGCCCCCGAGGCCGCGCUCGCCUACCGCGCCAUCGGCCUCCUCGCGCUCACCGCCGGCGACGCCACCGACGUCAACUGCUCCAAGGACAUCUACAACAAGGCUCUCCCCGUCGUACGCGUGACGCUGCAGGCGCCCUCCUCCGGCGUGGAGACCAUGGUGGCCGCCCUCGACUGCCUCGCCGCCGUCACACUCGGCGGCGCGCCACGCCCCUUGAACGCGACGUCGGCCAUGAGGGCCGCUACGGGCGUGAUCAGGCGCGCUGGAGACGACACUCCACCGGAGGUCGUGACCGCCGCUCUCUCCGCGUUCGCGCUGCUCCUCACCACCAUCGGCGACGGCGGCGUAGACCUGAAAAGUUAUACCUCUUCCUUUAAGGAGGCCAUGGUCCCGUUCCAGGACCUCGUGAAGCUGCUCGACUCUAACAACCCUUCCGUUGUGAUGGCCGCCGGAGAGCUGGUUGCUGUGUGCGCCGAGCUCAACUUGACCAAGCUCUACUCGCCGGAGGACAUGGAUGCGAUCGAGACGAAAGUGUUGGACCUCGCCACCGGUGCCAGCGGCGACAUGAUGCCCACAGAACAACUACAGGCUGAAUUUUUCCAGAAGAUCGCAGACAUCGUGUGUCAAGACGAGCGCCCACAGACGGAGGAAUCGAUUGCAGCGUCGUCGAGCAGCGGGCGCGGCGUGCUCAGGGAAUCGACGUGGGCGAGGCUGGUCCAGCUCAGUUUUCUCAAGAGGUUUCUCGGCAAGGGCUUCCGCAAACACUUCCAGGACAAUCCUCGGUUCCGGCCGGAGGAGGACACCAGCGUCGCCACUGACGAGGACGAUGAACCGACCGCCAAGAAGGCCUGGCGGCACGGAGGUGGGAAGGGGAAACAAUGGACCUCGGCCAUGAGGAGGGAUCGUGACAUCGUGUGGGAGAGCAAGAACCAGUAUCAUUAUUAGUCCUUUAAUUUGUUCAGUUCAGUUACACUACUUCUGUUGGUAGGUCAGCUA
Molecule: messenger RNA, 1343 nt
Organism: Lolium perenne
Lineage: Eukaryota; Viridiplantae; Streptophyta; Magnoliopsida; Poales; Poaceae
Source: RefSeq, a predicted model, not a curated record